Molecule: messenger RNA, 450 nt
Organism: Knipowitschia caucasica
Lineage: Eukaryota; Metazoa; Chordata; Actinopteri; Gobiiformes; Gobiidae
Source: the annotation of a GenBank genome assembly
AUGUUCGGAGACUGCAGUGCUGUGUUUGUGGGAUUUACAACCUUUUCCUUUGUCUCCACGUCCUGCUCAGAGUUACAGUCUCGCUGCUGCAGACUCGCAGACCGCUCUGCCUCCUCUUCAGCUCCUCGGCUCGACUCACGCCUCAUAAAGCGCACUUUUAUCACCAGCGGCUCUUGUGACACAUCAGAGACAGACACCGACCAGGCUGCAUCUGUCCUGGGCGUGGGGGAGGGAGGGUGGGGGUUGGAGGCUGCCGGGGGUCCAGAGGUCAGGGAGGAGCAGAGGGUGAUGUACGGCAUUAGACUCACCCACGGACUGCCUCCUCCCCCGUCCACCGACCCCCCCCCCCCUCACCCCUCAUCCAGACAGGGCCCUCUAUCCACCGGGGAGCACCUGGACCCGCUCCAUCCGUUGAGAACCUGUCAGGCGAGUGUGGAUUAUGGAAACUGA